UUUAUACCUGAAACAGUUUCAUUUGAUUUUAUCUGAUAUUUUGCACUUAUGGUAUUUUAUAAUAAUAUUUUGUUGUCUGCCAUUUAACAAACCCAGCUUAGAAUACAGAAAAUCUUACGAGUUUGCAGCCGUGUGCAGUGUGAAGUGGUGCUCAGGCCUUUCAGACAGCACUUGAGGGUCCUCGAUCAUAGUCUAAAUGACUGGAGACCUUUGAUGGACCACUAAAUAGCUGAGCCUUGAGUUAUGAGAAGGAUGACUGGGAGGGUAAUAUCAAUAUCAUGUAAGUGUUGCAUUUACUCAGAAGUGAUUUGCUACUUUUGGAUAAGUGAGCAACAUUCAUUUUUGAUAGGGAGCAAAAUGAAAGUUUAGAAAAUGAUCAAGAAACAGUUAUGUACAUGUGUGAUCUAAUUUUUUUUAGUGCAAAACCCUUAAAAAAAAAUAAUCGAUUUUAAAAAACUAAUUUUUUAAAUUAAAUUAGAAUUUUGUUUUUUAAAUUAAAUUUUAAAUUUGUUUGUUUGUUUGUUUUAGGAUAAAGUAAAAAAAAUGUCAGCGGGAUAAAACUGUCUUUAUAUUAUAAUGCAUAAUAAAAAGAAAGAAUUUCUGUGAAUUUAUUGAAUAGAAAGCUUUAUUAAGAAGUUUGGCUUUUGUUCAUUAACUUUUACAUUGAAAUUAUGUUUAAAACUUUACGAAAAUAUUAAGAAUUCAAAUUUUAAGAACAAAUUUGACUGUAUUUUACAGUAAAACACAUUACCACACAUAAUAUGUAAUUUUACUGUAAAAUACUGUAAAAAUUUAUGUUUUUGCAAGUAAAAACUAUGAAUUACCAUAUAAUUUACGGUCAAAAACAGUAAAAUGACAUUCCCAGAAAUCCCUGCAUUACACAACUCAUAUGAUUAUAUAUUUUUUUGUAAAUAAUUUGGUUUCUUCUUAUUUUUUGUAUCAAAAAUGUACAUUAGUGUGUUUUGUGUUACAUUUUAUGUUAUGUAAUUAAUGUUUAUUGCAUUAUUUUAGUGUCCUAUGUUACCCUGAUGGUGUUUUGUCUUUGUACAUAUGACCACCGUCUAUGUUUUAUGAAAAGGCAGCUUAUGAUGAACUCUGAUUCAUCAUGUGGCUUUCUAUUGUGCCACCUGUGUUGUAGUGGUGGUUAACGUUACAUUUAAGUAGGUAUUUUAACAUAUGAUUUAAUGAAAUGUACUGUUAUAAGCAAAACAUACAGGGAUCCUGUAAAACUGGACACAUUGUCACAGUACUUUUACUUUUUUAAUUUAAUGGGAUAUUUUUACUAUAUAUUAUAAUCAGUUUGAUUAUGGAAAAAAAGCUCUUUUUUAUUUCCAAUCUUACUCUUAAACUUUCCAAACCAAAUACUGUGACAUGCCAUGUGAUGUUGACAGCCUCAGUUGGACCAUAACUGGGGGAGUCUUAUCUUUGGGGUGGUGCACUCAAGUGGUCUCAGUUAUGCAGAGGGUCCUGACUGAGAUAUAAGCGCUUAAAUAGAAGGUCUCAGAUGACCCUCAAAUUCCUUAAUCAUUAGACACCUUUAGGCUUAUCACAGCUCCCGGUCAGCUCCACCUUCCAGAGCUGGAAGAAAUCAUUUAGCCGGAAUGGGGAGGAGCAUGCUGGAUGUCAUCUCUGGUGCUCUCGGCGACUGGCAGGGCAGAGGUGUCAGCAGAACACAGGAGCAUGAAACACCAUACUGUCGCCCAUUUUGCACUCUCAGUUUUGUGACAAAAAAGCUCGAUGGUAAAUGAACAUCUACAUUUCGGCAACCUGAGACCAUGAAUGUGGACCGAGAAGAUGGGAAAUGUCGUGCGGGGUGCCGUGGCCUUCAUGCCCUCCGAGAGAUGUCAACGCUUCUUAGUAGGCGACUUGAAGGAGAUGCCGCUUGAUCGUACUCUAGACCUGAGUAGCCGGCAGUUACGUCGCUUUCCCAUCAGAGCUUCUGCUUUCAAUGAACUAGUCAAACUCUAUCUGAGCGACAACCACCUGAGCAACCUGCCGUCAGAGCUGCGAAACCUUCAGAAGCUCCAGCUUCUAGCCUUGGACUUCAACUGUUUCGAGGAGCUUCCUCUGGUUGUAUGCAGCCUCGUUCAGCUUAACAUCCUCUACCUCGGUAAUAACCGACUGUACUGGUUGCCGAAGGAACUGCAGCAACUCACCGAGCUUAAAACGUUAUGGCUGGAGACCAACUGCUUCUCCAAGUUCCCUCGAGUAAUAUGCGAGCUUCCCAACAUCAAGACCCUUCAUUUGGGCUACAAUCAGCUACGUAGUUUACCCUCAGAGCUUGGGCGACUGGAGGAGCUGCGCAGCAUCUGGCUAGCAGGCAACUUGCUAAAUGACUUCCCUCCUGUGCUGCUGAAGAUGCAUUACUUGGAGGUGAUUGAUGUGGACCGCAAUCGCAUUCGCCAGUUUCCGUCGCUCGCCUACUUAAGAGGCUUGAAGCUCGUCAUCUACGACCACAAUCCCUGUGUUAACGCUCCCGUGGUGGCUGAGGGCGUGAGACGGGUAGGCCGCUGGGCCGACAGCUCUGAUGAUGAGGAAGAUGAGGGUGAUGGAAAGGUUGCCAAAGCAAGUGUGAAUGUCCAGGGAUCACUGGAAGACAACGAGUGAAGAAGAUCUGUGAGGAACCCUACAGCAAACAGCUAUAUGAUACAAAGAGCAUCAUGAUACUGACGAAUAUUAGAAUCUGAUAAGGAAAACUGCUGAAAUACUGAGAUGCUUGUGAAAAAUGACAAUUAUUGCUCUACAAAUGUAGUAUCUUUUAUAGUUAGCUAUAGCUAUAGUAUAUAUUUUAUAGUACAUUUUUUAAAUUAUUUAAUUGUAAUUAAUAUAAUUAAUUAUAUUCAUAAUAAACAAUUAGGGCAUAUAUAUAAUAGAUAUUAGAAUUAAAGUAUUUAUAUUUAUGAAUUUAAAUAUAUUAAAUAUUUAUGGUAAUUUACACCUAUUUUUUCUGCCAUUUGUAACACAAAUAUUUAAAUUAAAGG
Megalobrama amblycephala (Wuchang bream) is the source of this 2981-nucleotide messenger RNA. RefSeq names its product leucine rich repeat containing 10 (gene lrrc10). Gene Ontology annotation, molecular function: protein binding. The record is from RefSeq and is a predicted model, not a curated record. NCBI's taxonomy places the organism in Eukaryota, Metazoa, Chordata, Actinopteri, Cypriniformes, Xenocyprididae. The transcript has 3 exons. The coding region runs from base 1780 to 2607 and encodes 275 amino acids.